Molecule: messenger RNA, 1218 nt
Organism: Penicillium concentricum
Lineage: Eukaryota; Fungi; Ascomycota; Eurotiomycetes; Eurotiales; Aspergillaceae
Product: terpene synthase family protein
Exons: 5
Coding region: 1-1218 (405 amino acids)
Source: RefSeq, a predicted model, not a curated record
AUGUUGCCCCCGCCCACCGUUGAGUCUGUAAACGCCGCUCUGGCCCCGCCCAAAAACCAUCGCGACAUUUCGCGCGUGCGGUUUGCCUACAGCUAUCUAAAUGAGAUCCCAAAGUUUUUGAAGCCCCAAGGCCUGGAAUAUACCGUGGUCCCUGGGCUGAAAAGAUCUGUCAAGUCGGGGCAACGGUUACAUUUUACGACGCCUAAUGCAUUCACAUUGGACCCCGUCGCCGCCGGCCUGCCAUGGCCAACAGGGUUGGACUGUAUUCGCCAGAGCAAGUUCUGGAAAAGCGGUUUGAGCAUCUCAAGCGAACUUUUGGAGCUGUUUGCCCGCGAUGAAGCUAUCAGUCAAGCAGUCAAAGCGAACGGCAAGUCGCUUGGCAGCAUUGCGGCGCACGAAUUGAACACAGUGGAAGAAGAUCGUUUCACGAAAUUUGCCACUUAUUUGUUUCCGGAGGCAGAUGAAGGUCGCAUGAGACUGCUGGCCGCUUCGAUCGUGUACAUUGUGAUUUUUGACGACGCAUGGGAAAUGGUGGCAGGAAACGAGCUGAAUGAUGUGAGAGAUGGAUUCUUGGACCGCCUCCAGGGUCGUGCAUGCCAGACUCCUGAGAGUGACCUUCAGGCCCUCAUUACAUCUACAGUUGAUGGAUUCCAUGAAAUGGAUGCCCAGGCUGGAGAUGGAGGACAAGAAGUUAUCGACCGUCUGGUCGACUUUUGCAGACACGUCCCACCAGCUCAGCAGUUCGAUACGCUUGGGGACUAUCUCACAUAUCGUCGGAUUGAUGCCGGAGUACCUUACAUUCUGGCGUGUGUCAAGUUCUCCAUUUCGUCGGAUGUCGAGAUUGAGAGCCCCCAGCUGGAGAAAUUCCUGCGGCUUAUCAGCGACCACGUUUCACUCGUGAAUGACCUUGCAUCCUACGAGAAGGAAAAGAGAGCCUAUGAUCAAGGUCGGACAUAUCAUCUGAUUAAUACUGUUGAAGUGGUUCAGAGGCUAUUUUCCUUGCCCACAGAAAACUCAGCCAAAGCCCUUGCCUACGCAAUGCAGCUACAGGUUGAGGUAGAGGUUGAACAGGAGCUGGCACGGAUGAGAGAUAACAAUUCGCUUACUGCGGAAGAAUGGCAGUUUGUGGAUGCAGUGCUGACAAUGACGGCGGGCAAUGUCUUUUAUUCGGUGGUUUCGUCUCGAUACGGUGGAGAGAGUACGCGAAUUCUGGAGUGA